Molecule: messenger RNA, 1462 nt
Organism: Bombus pascuorum
Lineage: Eukaryota; Metazoa; Arthropoda; Insecta; Hymenoptera; Apidae
Product: glyoxylate/hydroxypyruvate reductase A-like
Molecular function (GO): NAD binding
Source: RefSeq, a predicted model, not a curated record
GAAGAAUUAAUGGCGAUAAGACUUAAUUAUACUUUCUGAUAUCAUGAUAGUAUUUACAUACUUUUAUGUUUUGUAUCUUAAGUGACUUUAAUUUGCGCACGCGUCGCGUAUGCGAGGAUAUUUUAAAUUUUAAAUCUUUCACUGAGUGCAAGAAUUGGAAAUUAGUUGAUAUUAUUAGAUGAUAUUGUUUAUUCUUUUUAUUUACAAUUUCGAUAUUAAAAUGAAGCACAUUUUAAUUUAAUUAGAUACCUUUCUAAUACAUUCCAAUUUUUAGUAACACAAAAAGGUAUUUUCGCUAUUGAAAUUUCCUCGUGUAAUGUAAACAGAAAACCGAGUUCGAAAAAUUUUAACAAUAAUACUACUAUUAUAUUGUAGAGACUAAUAAAGUAAAAAUAAAAUGGAAAAUGUAAAUAAAAAAGUAUAAGUGUUAAUACCUUCCGCUUGAACAGAAACUUAGGUUAGAUGUAUUGGUGCAACAUGUCGAAGCAACAAAUCUAAAGUUAGAUAUUAAUCCAUUAAUUUGAAAUCAGUUAUAACGAUAGUUGAUCGUAGAAUAUUUUAUUUAGUUGAAGGAACCUUUGGUUGAACUUAAAUCAUAUUCCCGCGUAUCGACAUGACGCAGAGUAUUGUAAUUCUUUCUGUGAUUCCUAGGUUAUCUUACCAUUUUCGAAUUCAAUUUCCAAACUUAACAAUAUUUGACGUUUUGCCAAAUAAAUUUGAUACACUGUCAAAAUUACAAAGUGCAGAUACAGUUGUAGCUGAUUGUGAUUUGUUUUUACCAUAUACAGAUAAGUUACCAUCUGUAAAAUAGUCACAAAUAACAUGGGCUGGUAUCAAAUGACUAGCUUCAAAUCUGAGAGAUAAAAAGAAAAAUUUUGCAGUUGCACGUUUCUCAGACAAAAGUCUAGCUUCAGUUGUGUGCGAGUAUGUAAUUGCACAUAUUUUUAUUUUUGAAUGUAAUCAGAGACAGCAAUAUCAAAAUCAAAAAGAUAAAGAAUGGAUAACAGAUGGGAAAAUUUCUGUUCAAAGACUUAUUUGUGAUUUGUGGAGUAUUCUAUGUUUAGGAAAUAUUGGGAAGACAAUUGCAGAAAAAUUAAAAAUGUUUGGAGCCACCAUAUGGGAAGUGAUGAGAAUACCACUUAAAGAAAACUUAAAUUAUCUUGAUGAACAUAGAACAAUUGCACAUUUGUCUGAAAUGCUAACAAAUUAUGAUUAUAUUAUUGAUGUUUUACCAUCUACAUCUAGUACUCUAGGUUUGUUGAGCAGAAAUAUAUUAUAGAAUUGUAAAAAUCAUGGUAAUGUUCUUAUCAAUAGAGAUACAAUAACUAAAGAGAUAGAUUUAUUAAACCCAUUUGAGCAACAAUGUAUUUCAGGAACAAUUUUAAAUGUUUUUACAGAAGAACCAUUGCCAAAAGAAAGUAAAUUGUGGACAUUAACACAAGUAAUUACAUACAUACAUUAA